Molecule: messenger RNA, 17983 nt
Organism: Pocillopora meandrina
Lineage: Eukaryota; Metazoa; Cnidaria; Anthozoa; Scleractinia; Pocilloporidae
Source: the annotation of a GenBank genome assembly
AAUAUCUUCGGUCUUGCAAAAUUUUACAAAUUUAACAGGUUCUUAAGGACGAAUUCAACGCUCCGUCGUUGACGAAACGUCGUUUUAAGGUAAGCUCUGAAAUAAUUAAUUAAACCAAGUGGUUUGUCUCAUUCACUCGCAGUGUUCCAUCAGUAACAUUGCCAGUUUGUAUUAACGAAGAAAAACUUUGUACAUUGUAAAAUAUAGACAAUCCGGUAUGAGGCGUGGGGUCUUGGUUUCAUGUGGGUCUUUCAGCAAAGUGAACCGGCAACAACACACUAGGCCACAUGAUCGCAGACAAGAGGAAGUUAUGAAAAUUUUAUCGAUGGAAAGUGCUGUGUCCCUGCUUACUCUAUUUUUUUAGAAGUGUAUUUAGUGAGAACUAAGAAAACUGAGUGUUACGAGAUAAUGUGUUUAUUUUUAUUUUGAUUAUAAACUACCGUCUACGUGUUCGCAUUAUAGAAAUUGAAAGAGGAAGCAGUUGUCAUAAACACAUGUUUCGAGGGGAAGAUGUAAAACGCUCCUUGCUUAUUAAAUGAUACAAAACUUGGCAGGUAUUUUCAGGCAGAGAAAAAUUUAAGGCAACAAAUCAAUCAAAAUACGAAUUCUUUAAGACAUUAUUUGACUUCUUUUGAAAAAAUGUAGGUUAUAUUAAGAACACAGCGUAACUGAAUAUUUAUCAGCAUACCUGUGGAAAAUGAAAAUGAGCUGAAAUCCAGUUCGCACAUACAUUUUGGAAUAAAUGAUCGUCUUCUUUGUUUUUUUUGUCCUACAUAAAUUAACGAGUGAAUCACAUGCUCCUCGUUCUUGUUCGUCAUAACUCGAGUCGAAAAUUUUACGAAAAUUUGAAAUGAGAUUGCCUAAUUGUAUUUGUUUGUUCCACAUAAAAUCAUGAGUGCACCACGUGCUACUCGUUCGAGUUUUUCAUUGAAGGCAUUUUGGGUGGCGGAUAUUUAUCUAUUAGUUUAGUUUGCAAUGACAGAAGGAAAUAUUCCAAUAUGAAAGAAAGAAAACAUUACUAUUAAUCCGAGUCAUUUCGUUAGCGCCAUACCUCCUGACUGUGGUGUACUCAAAGUUCUACGGAGCAUGCCCGAAGGUGUUAGGGUUGAAAAAACAACAUGGCGCGAUCGGUAAGAAGUAAAGAUCGUGUAGAUUAUUAUUGCUUCUGAAGACAACAGGAAAUAUAAACCCGGGGUAAAAUUGUAUCAAGUGGAAAGACUUGUCAGCAAGCGGAAAUCGUUGAACAAAGUUUCGCAUAAUAUCAGGAUAAUUGUGCAGAGUUGCAAACAAUGGACAGCUGAUUUUAUGACGAGCGUAUUUGCGUGUACACUAUAAUAAAUCACAUUUGAAUUACCUACAAUAAAAUGCCUUGCUAAAUUUCCAAAGUGGCUACCAACACAACGAAAAAGAAGUGCGGAUGCGGCGAGCGUUUUCUAUAUUUUUCGCCUUGUCAUGACAUCCCUGGUGAAAAUCUUUGAAGGAUCUUUAACGUUCCUACAAGAUCUUUAUGAGAACCUUUAAAGAUCUUGAAAAUUCUUCUUAAGAUCUUCAAGGAUCUUUCAUUUUCUUGCUAAGAUCUUCAAGGAUCUUUCAUUUUCUUCCCAGGAUCUUCAAGGAUCUUCAAAGUUCUUGCCAAUUUUGCCAAAUAAGACUUCGCUCCAUCACGUGUCAUUUCCUUGUAAACAAUUUGCAUUUAAUCACGUAUUCUAACCGCAAUAUCCAACCCCACUGGAAAAAAUUUACACUAAAUGCUACUGAUAGUCAACUUUUCACGCAAUUAUCCCACGUUUUAUCUUUUUCUACGAAUAAACUCGGCUUUUAACUACCUUGGACUUAAUCCAAUCGCGUGUUUAUUCCUUGUAAACAACCUGCAUUUUAUAAGGUAUUUCACACACAGUGGGCAAGGGCCAGAUAGGCAACAACCAAUCAAGGAGCCCUCUCUCAAAUAUUAUCCUUUUCUCUUGGGAAAUGUAUCUUCGUUUGGUCGAGAUCGCAAUAUACCUUUGGUUAGAGUCUAUUGGAGAUACAACAGAGUUUCAGUUUGCUUUUCGUGGUAAAAUUACAUGGAAUUAUAUUUUUCAGGCAUCUAACUGUUGACGAAUAAUUUUACUUUUCUCUCUGGCAGAGGAACGGCAAUAAGCGCGGUCUCUUUCGCAACUAUUAUUUGGUCUCAUCACGCUACGCGCUCUCUCUCCGUCGGGGAAUAAAUGGCGUUGUGUGACGAGACCAAACAACUGCUGCGAAGGAGAAAACAGUAAGCGUGGCACCAAUCUAUUUUAUUUUUGCUCAGAAGUAUUUCGACGGUAGAGAAAAUAGACCACAAGAUACCUGUGUGAGUUCAGAUAAAUUACGUUUUUCUCUCUUCCUCUUAAGGUGAAGUAAUGCAAUAUUUUCGUUUUUUAUAAAGUUAUGCUCUUUUUCUGUUACAAAAAUGAAAACAUUAGGUACACAAAGUGUCCCAUCUCAUCCCACCCGGUCAAAAAAAAAUAACUCUUGCAUGCUACGCAUGCCUAUGUUUUUAUUUGGAAGCCAGAAAAUUCACAAUACACUAGUUUAGUGCAAGUGACAUUAGUGCAUGACCAUUACCUUGCUUUCUUGAGCUGUACUGGGAAAUAUUGGCUCUAUGGCAUUUCUAUACUGCUGCAACCAUGGGCCAAUAUUCCCUAGUAGAGACUCGUGCUCGAAUGGUCAGUAAGAAGUUAGUACUGGCUUUGGAAAAAAUGAUCUACACUGUACAUGCAUCUCAGGCUAUUUUUAAUUCCAGAACAAUUGAUUUCCUUGUUCCUCUACAUUUCUUGAAUUUUUUUCUACGUGAAGACAGCCAGCAAGGAUUUUAUGAUAUUUGAAAAACAACCAGUCUAGAUUAUCAGGAUAAUUAAAGUUAGCAUCAAAGACAAAUCAAUUCUGUGCACAAAACAAUGUAAACAUGAAAUAAUUGCAAAAACAAUUAGUUUAAUAUACAUAUACUGGUAAACCACAAACAUCAGCACCUGUACCAAAUUGAAAUCCAUAUCAACGUACAUCAGCAAGCAUUGGUGUAUAUAUUUCAUUUUUUUCCCUGUCAUAAGUGUCCAGUUGAACUAACUGCCAGCUGCACAAAUAUGGAUGUCGGUUCAACUGGAGGAAAUUGAAUAAAAAACUUACAUAUUUUGUAAGUUUUGACCAGUAAUCCCUAUUUAAAAAUCAGAUAAGAAAAUCUUACUUUGGUUUUGUAAAAGUUGUUUCUUAUUGGAAGGGAUUCACCAUAAACUCUCUCCUCUUGUGGAGACAUGGUGGCCUUAUGAUUAGUGAGGUGGAGUCAGGGUCGAGAGGUCUGCAUUUGUAACCUGGCCUGUGCUGGACUCAGGGUCAAGAGGUCUGGGUUCCAGUCAAUGUGUUGUGUUCUUGUGCAGAACGCUUUACUCUUACAGUACCCCUCUCCACCCAGGAAUAUAAAUGGGUACCAGAAAUUAGUCAGGGGAACCUGAUGAAAUGACAGGAGGGAAGAGGGGAGGGGGAGGGCGGGGGGAGGGAACCAUGGGGUGGACUGUCAUCAUGUCUAGGGGGGAAAUAAUACCUAGUCGCUUCAUGUGAGGAAUCCAGGAUUAUAAGCUCAGGGCCUGGAUGGGCCACUCUUAAAUACAGACUUUACCUAACUACCUACAGCCUCUGGUUUAAAUAACUUCAAUUGCUGCUGUUACAAAUUAUAUCAACUUGCAACAUACAGAUGAUGAUUUUGCCCAAUUUAUCUCAGUCAAUUAGGACUGUCUUUUGUAAAUCUUAAAAUUUCCAAAAUCCAGACAGAGGCGGAGUUUCAAAAAAUUUUCAAAAAAAUCCAGACAGAGGCGGUGUUUUCUAUACUAAUGUCUGAGCACUUUGUAGGCUUCCUGCCAUCUGGCGGGACGCGUAAUUAAACACACAGUGGUAAAGGGUCCUUCCGUAGUAGCUACAAGACGCUGAAAAAACUUUUUCUCUCCACCGAAAAUCACAUCAAAAUUUGUCCUUGCUAAAUUUCAAGUGUGCUACACGUAUCAGCACCCCCCGGGGAACCCCUAUAUAUAAGAGGGCGAGGAUGCGCGCUGGGAAUUUCGAAAACGACCCUUAUAAAACUAUAAAAGGUACCUGAGUCCGUGUGGGGAGUGGUAACAACUGAUAUCUACCCCUAUAAAGUACCAAUUUGAACACAAAAAAUUGAAAAAUCUCAAAAAUAAGAACUUUUUAUCGAUGUGCUCUAGAGGCUCAAGUCAGAUCAAUAAAAAUCGUCCUAGUGCUUAUUAAAUGCUUACUUCAGCUAUUUUAUUGAGCGAAAAACACCCUAAAAAGGUACCAGCUAAGUCUCUGGCAGUCCACUAAAGUUUGAGACACCGUAAAAGGUUCCAGAUCACUGAUUUUGACCCCUGAAAGGUACGACAAGCAUCCUCACCUAUUUCCGAUCGCCUCCUCCCCCACCUCCCCCACCAACCCUGUCAGCACCUAAAAACAAAAGAUGUGAUUUGCCAACUACGAGCUAUCAGUCUCACCUCGUAAAAUUCACGUAAACUGGUUAUUUACUUAUAAAAACUUUAGGCGCUGAUCUGUCAGAUUUUUAUGCGGAAAAAAUCUGUCCUGCUUCGAGGCAGGACGGCUGUCCUUUUUUUUUUGUUUUGUGCGUCUUGACAUAAUUUGAUAGGGAUUAAAAUAACUGUACGUCUGCAUUUGUUAAACAGACUAUUCAAGUCCAGAACUCGAUGUGUGCACUUCUAGUGCAUUAAGUAUUCUUUUGUAACAUAGCCAAAGAUCUUGCGAUGUCUACUGUUCAAGCCUUUUUCUCUUUUCAAAGAGGCAUCAGAUUUAUUUUCAUGUCAAAUUUGCAGUAAACUGCUUGCGUGUCAUCCUUUGUUUUCAAGGUGUCCGACCAGGUAUGACUGAAAAUGGCACCUCGCUUUGAUAGGAAUCCUUUUGUUGUUGCUUCUUACUUCCUGAAAUUAUCACUUGAAAUUCUCUCGGUAAUGUAAAAAAAACCAACAACAACAACGCGAGUAAUACAUAUAUAUCCAAAUUCUUUCAUCACAUGAAAAGUUGUAGGACCUGAUAGCAUCUUAGGGACGGACCUAUUGGGGUGUUGGGCAAUAACCCCCGAAAAAAUUGAGCACGGGCUUAAUGGAAGAAAACAAAUCGUACAAAAGACCCCCCCCCUCCGCAUCAAAAAUCUAAUAGUCCGUCAAUAAGGUACCUUUUACGUUUUUCCAAAAUGGGUUUCAUUUCCGAAUGAAAUUAAUUUCAUGCCGCGUUUACAUGCAAGAUAAUUUAGAUUAUAAAAACAAGUAUUUAAAAAAUAAAUAAAAUAAAUAUUUUUUUGCCAGCCUCAAUAAUGUCAAGGGAUUAAGUUUAGAUGAUAAAACAAAGGAUUAUGCCGAUAGAAAUACCGGAGGUCAAGUAAAUUCGUUACAUGAGGUCACACAACUCGGGUAAUAUUCAGAGUGAAAAUUUGCAUAUUUGAGCGGUCGAACGAAAAAAAUCAUUUCUCAAAAACUAAAAUAUAUUUUCAAAAAAACUGCACCACAAUUAUUAGGACAUAUUGGGCUACAAAAUAUGAAAGUAGGAUAGAAAACGAAUUUGGACGACUUGCCGCUGUUUGUCGGAUGCAUGUUGACAUUAGCUCUUAAUUGGCUUCUGAUUUUGUGUCUAUGUAUCCCUCCCAUUCUCAGAAGGGAAAAAAUAUUUAUUUUGCGACUGGGUAAUAUGUUGAGCUGAUGUUUAAACCAUUUUCAAUCACCUUUUUUUCAGGCCAGGAUGACUUAAAAGAACAACUUUUUAAGAAGCAUCAGUCUUCUUACAGUUGCUAUGGCUACAGGAAGAAGUUCAAUUAAAGUUCCAUGUGAAAAUGAAGACUUACCUGACAAAGAAAAUGCACCAGAUUUUGACGAGGACACUUUACGAGGUGAGCUAGGUUCAACUUCGGCUUCAGUUAUUGUUAGAACAAUUUCUAUUCGAUCAGUUUCAAGAAUGCAAGCAGAUGUGGAAAAGGACAUUUACAGUGUAUGACCACUUUAAAGGAUAUUUGGCCAGUCAUGACUCUCUUCUAUGAUUACAAUAUGCUGUUCAUUGAGAAGAUCUAUGACACAGAAACUUUUGCUAUUUUCUUUUCUAACAGUUCAAAGCAAUAACACAAAGUUAUAAUAAGUUAAGACUUUAUUUGAUCAUCGUAUAACAUCCAUUGUGUAAGUUUGCAUCAUAGGUACCAUCAUCAUCAUCACCAUCAUCAUCACCAUCAUCUUUCUAUUUUAAUGAAACAUAAUCACUUUGAAACCUUCAACAUUCCCUCCCUUCUCCUCGAGCAACCCACAGGCAUUUGAUCUUCAUCCAAGCCAAAGAGGGUGGGGGGGGGGGAAGGGGGUUUUAACCCUGCCUGACUGGCGUUAGGGAAUUUGAAUAAAAACUGUCACAUCUAAUUUCCAGUAGAGUACAAGUGUUAAUUAUCAUUGAAUAUGGAGGUGUUUAAGGUAGAUAGUGUACUUUCACUAACAAAUGGCUUAGAAGAAAUAAGGCUUCAAGAUCUAGGUUUUAAAGCUUGGUCAAUUAGUUUUUAAAACUUGAUCAAUUAGUUGAAAGUGAAAUUGCUAAUUAUUUCGCCUUUUACAUAAGAUUGUGUGGGUAAUUUGAACAUUUUAUUAAAUUUGCCCAGGGAAUAGGAAUUUUAGGAAUCUCCAGGGGUUUGCCUCGAAUUGAGUGAUGCUUAUAAUUCUCAUCAUUAUUCUUACCCAUGUUGUCACCUACAUUGUUAGCAUCAUCAUAACUAUUGAAAAUCUGCAGAUUUUAAAUCUCCAGAUCUUGGCAGCUCUGACUAUACACGAAUAAUUAUUAACUACGACCACAGACUUUGACACCCAUUUAUUAAUUUUUUUUUUAAUUAUUUUAUUUUUUUCUUUGCAGCCACAGCUGAUGUUUAUAGGAAUGAGGGUAAUGAGGCCUUCAUGAAAGGAGAUUUCAUCAAUGCUAUUCAUUUUUACACCAAAGGAAUUAAAAUGAACUGCAAUGACAAAGAACUGAAGGCCAAACUGCACAACAACAGGGCAAUUGCACAUUCUAAGCUUGGUAAGAUGAUGAGAGCUUUAAUAUGCAUUUUUUUUUCUAUUUUGAAGCUAUUGAGUUGUCAGUAGUAGUUUUCUGAAAAAGGUGAUGAUUUUGAAUGCAUGCCCGGAAAAAUUUACAUCUUAUCUUGGCCUCUCAAAUAUACAAAGAAGUAACCUCUUACCCCAGAUAUCAACGAGCAUCACAAGUUUUUCCCAAAAUUAUAGUAAUGGUAGUUGGUUUGCAACAUGUAUGGUUAAUCAGAGAUAUUUAUUUCAAUAACAGGAAAUCACCAGGAUUCACUAAGGGAUGCAGAAGCAGCCAUUGAGAUAAAUCCAACUUUCCUUAAGGCAAUUGUGAGAGGUUAGAUAUGUUAGCUGUACUAUAAUAAUAGUAAUAAAAAAAAGAACUCAACACUCUAAGGUUAAAUGAGGUUAAAUGGAGUUCAAUCUUGUCUCAAUUGACUUUAAUUAAGAGGUCAAGACCACCCUGAUGUACAUUUGAAUCCAGCUCUUGACUGCUACGCCAUUACUUCCAUUAAUCAUGAUGAGAAUAUUAUUUUGAACGGGAUGAAGAACUCAAUGCGGAAUGCAAAGCAAAAUUUCAGCAUGAAUAUUUUAGUUCCUUAAGUUCAAUGAGUCACAGGUGUCAGAUAUGUUGAGAGCGUGUCCACGAGAGCACCAGUCAGUCGUGCUACAUACCAUCUCACCGAUUUCAAUGAAACUUUGCCAGUUUAAAGGGUUUACCCCAAAACUCAAAAAGACAAACUGGUUUCUGUUUUGGUUUUUUUCUGAGGGAAGAUAGACCACCCCCUCGUUUUUUUCUUAGUUUUCACCAAGAAAAUCGCUUCAAAUAGGUAAAAUGUAUAUGAAGCUCUCAUUGCAAUGGUAUUUAACCAAUUACUUUGAGGAUUUGCACACAUAUUUUUACAUCCUUUGUAAAUGUCUGCUGCGAGCAUCAGUCAGUUUGAUUGACGGCUUGUCAAUCAACAGAGGCAAAUAUACGACUGUGUUUUUAGACUUUUCGAUUCAUCCAAAUAUUUGACAACUUUGAGGUCAAAUAUCUCCCGUUGCCAGAAAGCUACAACACUAAUCUUAAUUAACCUUUAUAACCCAUUAUUUCAUCUCUGAAAAUCAUCAAAAAAAUCUUUGGGAACUACCGUAUUUUUGUCUUGGAUGCCUUUUAAAAUCUGCGACUGUGACAAGUUUCUCUUAACUACACCUGUCACGCACUUCUUGCUCUAGGCGGUCACUUGACGAAAUAAACCUACAUUUUUUAGUUCUUUAUACAAGAUGGUUGUUCAAGAAAGGUGAAAAAUGUGAAAAACUUUCGAGAUUUUUUGUAGGAACGGAAAAUUCCACGUUUAGAGAGAUGCAUGUAGACGAAAAAUCAAUGGGAAAAUCGUAGCGUUUCUUUCUUCAGUCGUUUAUUACUUUGAAGAUUUGCUAAAAUCAGCAGAUAUGGCUUUUGUGCGGCACAAAACAUUCAUUAGUCUAUAAUUUGAUUGUUUAUCAUCAUCAUUGCUCAUUUUAGGAUAUUUUAAAGCCACAUGCUGCGUGUUGGUUGAUAUUACUACAUGUUCCAGUGUACUACAACUUCGGCUUUUACAGACGAAAAAUUCUGCGCUCUCGCUCGAGAGCAAAUAUCAAUAGUUCUAUCGGACUAAAAACUGUGAUUCUAUCCCGAAAAUAAAAUUCUAUAGUGUUGUCGUUGUCAUUUACCGCCAUCGAACAUUUCCAUGCAGAACUCCGCUAAGCUAACAUCUGUUGUGUGACCCGAAGACUCUCCGUAUGAAUUAUUCAAGCGCGUUGUUCAUGCUGUCUGCUAGAUAACAAUUUCAGAAUAAUCUGCAGAUCUCUAUGAUUAUUUGCCUGCUUCGAUUGUAAAAUAUCUACAUAUUUUUUUCAAGCAUUCUAUCACUACAUAUAAAUCCACAUCUCUCUAGAUCGAGUGUUGCCGGGUUUAAUUGCGUGACUUGUAAAAUUUUAAAAUAAGAAUGAGCCAGCAGUAAUUUGACGAGUAGGCUUCCUGCAAAUCUCCCUUGAUGAAAUCCUAAGACAUAGCCAGUUGUUUUCGUGAGCAAAGACAAUAAAUAUGAAAGAAAAGUGAGAUGCAAAUGUCUUUUUUUUAGCUUAAUAGCAGCUGUACCCUCUCCUGCAGUCUUUGUCUAAAUUUUGCAAGGUCCCUCCUUAUCUUCUGCCCUGUUCGGUCAGUUUCGAAUUCUGAAGCUAGAUCAUUGGCAUCGGCCUCUCCGUCCUCAUUCAUAUUUACAGAGGGGGACCUCAUCAAUAAACUAAUUUUCGUACGGCAGAUAACCGGCUGAAGUAUCGAGCGAUUUGCUGCUGUAUCAACCGGUCAGUCUUAGACAACAUUUCUGGCUGGUGUCGUCUCUAAAAACUCUCUCGAUAUUUGGGAAAUCACAUUAGAGGCGGUUGCCUUACUAGUUUCCUCCCUUGCCCAGCACAUGUCUAGGAGAUAAUUCUCUGCUUUCUGAGAAAAGGUGGCUGUUUUUUGUGUCUUCCAAAGAGCCCAUCCAAAGUCCACUUGGCUAGUUAAGGAUUGUUCGUCAGAAUUUUUAUCUGAGGUCCGACCUUGAACGUAGCCAUCCCCUAUAGAAUGGCAAGCCGGUCUUCGUCCAUUUUCUCUUGAUCUUAUCCUAGGCGGAAUUUUUUUGUCGGCUUUACUGUGUUUGUCUUUGUCAGGGUACAUUUGGAUGGCAGCCAAUGACUGAAAAGUCUUGAUACAUCCUUCUUUUAGCAAGAAUAUCUCGCUUUCUUGUUCCGUCUAUGACGGAUUGGGUAUAGUUCUCGCGAUGACCCGCAUUCAGAAAUCUGUGCACGUUGCUGAUAACCACCCGCUUCUACGAUUAGUUUGCUGAAGGUUUCUAAUGUGAUGAGCCUAGUAAGACCCUGAGGUGCUUCAAACCGUGCCAGUUGGUCUGCGCUAUAAACUUGUCGCAGUUCUUAAGUCAGAGGGAGGAUCGCCCACCUCUAUCUAUGUGAGCUCCUCUACAGUACCUGCGUAUCCCUAGCAAUCAUAUGAUAUAAAGUUCAUCUCAGUCACAAAUCACCAGCUAGGAAAACUGAUGUUCAGAUAAGCGCUCUUCUUUCCCUUCUUCCUUAUUCAUUGCCGACUCUAAGAUAGCAGCUACAGUACGCGUUCUAUUUAGGUUUACAGUCACCUUGCCGCCACCAGGAAGACUCGCCACCAGCUUUGAUUUCUUCUGCCAUCUGCAGAUUCAUCUCUCUCCCACUUUAUGUCUCCGAUUUUUAUGAGGAGGAUACUGGCAUUUACGAACCCGAAGGUCUGAAUCUCAUACCAAGUUGUGCACGAUAUUUGAGGUACAUCGUGAAAUCGCGGCCUUCGUAAUCUCCAAAUAAGCCAAUACUCGUUAGAAUAAGCUCCAUCUCGGACGAAACGCAUGUUUGGGAUACACCGACGUCUCUCAAAUGUUUUUUUUUAAGCUGUAUACCCACGAAUUUAGAGGUAUGAGCUGUUGCCGUCCCUGCCCAGCGCGAGAAAAAUAACAUUUGGUUCUACAGUUAGUUGCAAAUGAACAAGACAACUGCACCAUCUUGACUUUAUCAAUUCGAGUGUUAGAUGGAAUUGAGGACUUUUUACACCCGCGAUUUCUUAUAUGGCAUCACUAUGAAGACGUAAUACAACUGAUACACCUACACUACAUAGGAUUAACAAUGUCUGUUGCGCUGUUGCGAGAAGGACGAAAAUAUUACCGGAAGUGUAAACUCUUUUUAAAAAGAGUUUCAGAGACGUUUCAGAGAUGUCUAUCUUUGAUCGGCUGUCACAAAAAAAUGACCCCCACUUAAAUUUACUUGGAAAAAUGAACUUACCAACUCCUUGUUGAAAAAAUUGGAAUUCAUUUGACCGAUACGCCGGCUUUUUCCUCGGGCUGCUAUAAAACAGUUCAUAAAUUGACUAAUGAAUAAAAUGUUUUGAAAUACCGUUCGGAACUUGCCUUUUUUUCUGCGUGCAAAUCAAGGGUAGAUAAAGUUUUUAAAACGUUUGACUAGAAUUUCAUGGAGUUCACCUCGAUAAUUUUCGUCGGCCAGAGUCAACACGCGCCAAGGUAAGCGACAUCGCCCUCCAGUAAAAUAAUUUUCCAAAGAAUAAACGUGGCAAGCGUGAUGAAACGCACAUUUUUUUAUCAUUGUGAUCAAAGCCCGAUGAUGUACCUAAAUUGGUACUUACGGUAUCAAACCAUUGAUUAUGACAGGAUGAGCUUAAUUUUUUCUGUCGAGGUCGACAGCGUUUUUGACGGAACAAACUAGUGAGCAUCACUGCACGAACUGAGAAAGUAAAAACUUUUAUUUAUCUCCCACGCGUUUCGUCUGACAAUAGUAGACUUCAUCAAGGAUUUUUUCAAGUAGGGUAAAUAAGCUUUCUCAUAUUCAAAUAGUAAAUAAGUUGUCUCUUUGUUAUUAAAGCCAAUAGAUAGAAUUCGCCUGGUGCGCCUAAGGUGUUAUACGUGCGUGACAUUUUCCGGACGUUACAUGUACGAGUACGUAAUCCGUUUGAGGGUCACAGAUUUAGGGUAGAUAUUUCACCCCUCAACAUCACGCAAUGUCUCUAGUUUAUAGAGGUCUUAGAACGUUUCAUUAUAUGGAGUUGCCUUCUGCGGGUAGAAGGCUGCAAGCGAAUUUCUCAGGCGUAAUUGCCUUUGAUUUCUCAUUUGAUGUUGUCGCAAACACAGUUUUUGGGAGUCACGAGACGAAAAAAACUUAUCAGGACCUAGUUUCAUGUUCUAAUGGAAAUAAAUAGCAAAUAAGAACACAUUUUCUUUAGAAACAAAGUCACAAAUGACGGGGGUUCUCUGAAACAAAUAGUGAUAGAAAAGGAUUUCAGGUCUGGUCAAUAUUGACUUUUCAUGGCCUACUUCCAAAUCUGAGGGAACGCGCUGAGGGAAUAAAAAAACAUAAUUGUGUGAUAAUGCAAGCAAGAGAAUGAAAAUCCAAUUGAAGAAAAAGGAGAAGACAUAGGAACCCGUGUUGCAGCGUGCAGAUAUCUUUCGAGCCAGACCUACACACCUAAGCCCGACACCACCCAGAGAAACUCGAAAGAGUCCUGUAUAUGAAAUAGCUCGCACGUGCAUGCAGGAGAGGCCAUGACAAUCAGCGAAAAUAAUAGCAAAUGCAAAUGAUAUUUGCAGUCAAAAAACAGGAAAAUAAGAUAACAGAAGGAUUAAGAACUUUCUAGAAGUGUCUUCUUGAAAAGAAAAGAUGAACAAUUUUUACUUCUCAUGAAAAGUCACGCAGUAACCCUACAAAUACUAUUUCUAUAGGUAGAAUUUCUUGACGGUGGAAAGUGGAAAAAACAUUUUCCAGUCUUAUUUUCUGGAAACAUGGCGUGGUUAAUUAAUUUAUGGGGCUAUUGAUAUUUCCUAUCAAAUAAGGGGGGCAGAGUUUCCCGUCAUUCGCGGUAUGGAAAAGCCGAAGUUGUUACACUCGGGAACUUGUACGUCAACAAGCAGGCGACAUGUGACUUUAAAAUCUCCUCUACUAUUACAGUUUCCUUAUUGUAAACUGUACGAUAAUGAUAAUAGACGAUCAAAGUAUAGGCUAAUGAAUGUUUUGUUCUGUACAAGUUCCCUAUGUCCUGAUUUUAGCAAAUAUUCAAAGUAAUAAACGGCUGAAGAAAGAAACGCAACGAUUUUCCCUUUGAUUUUUCGUCAACAUGCAUCUCUCUAAACGUGAAAUUUUCCAUUCCUACAAAAAAUCUCGAAAGUUUUUCACAUUUUUCACCUUUCUUGAUCAAUCAUCUUGUAUAAAGAGCUAAAAAAUGUAGGUUUAUUUCGUCAAGUGACCGCCUAGAGCAAGAAGUGCGUGACAGGUGUAGUUUAGAGAAACUUGUCACAGUCGCAGAUUUUAAAAGGUAUCCAAGACAAAAAUACGGUAGUGCCCAAAGUUUUUUUUGAUGAUUUUCAGAGAUGAAGUGAUGGGUUAUAAAGGGUAAUUAAGAUUAGUGUUGCAGCUUUCUGGCAACCGGAGAUAUUUGACCUCAAAGUUGUAAAAUAUUUAGAUGAAUCGAAAAGUCUAAAAACACGGUCGUAUAUUUGCCUCUGUUGAUUGACAAGCCGUCAAUCGAACUAACUGAUACUCGCGGCGGCCAUGAACUAAGGAUGUAAAAAUAUGUGUGCAAAUCCUCAAAGUAAUUGGUUAAAUACCAUCGCAGUGAGAGCUUCAUACAUUUUACCUAUUUGAAGCGAUCUCAUUGGUGAAAACCAAGAAAAACCGGGGGGUGGUCUAUCUCCCCACGGAAAAAACCAAAAAAGAAACCAGUCUAUUUUUUUGAGUUUUGGGGUAGAGCCUUUAAACUGACAAAGUUUCAUUGAAAUCGGUGAGAUGGCAUGUAGCACGACUGUCCGGUGCUCUCGUGGACACGCUCUUAAGUCACUAUCUAGCUGUUUUAGAAAAAAGGAUAAGGACUUACCUAACUCUUAGUGUUUUUAUGGGAGUUGUUGAUCCCAAUUUAAGUGUUCUUAGAAGUCUCAGUUGUCUGUAAAGCUAAAUAAAUCUAACUGAAACCUAAUAGGGCCUGUUUAGUUUAUUUUGUUUUGUUUUGUCUUUUUUUUUCUUCUGGUCUGUAAUGAUUUCAAUGGUUUCAGGUUCUUUUCUCAGAAUUGAGCUACAGUAAUAGUAUGCUUCUUUGUGUUGUUGCCUACAGGAGCCACUGCUUGUGUUGAAUUGAAGAGAUUUGAAGGAGCAAUCACUUGGUGUGAUAAGGGACUAGCUGUAUCCUUUGAAGGAAUCUUUCAUUUUUAACCGUGGGUAUAAAAAAAAGUUUCCAUAAUUUGAUGUUUUAAGGGAGAAAAUACAAAGAAGGGUAUUAAUUAUGAUGGGAACUUAUCAGUUCAUAUACUUUAAGUGUGUGUGAUUAAAAACAUAGGAGAAGUUAUUACCUCAUGACUUAUUAAUGAAAUUACUCAUUUUAGCCAAUUUGACUUAGUUCUACUAUCCAUGCCAAUAACUGGUACAUUAGUUUAAAUAACCCUUUAAUUUCCCAGACCAAAUUUGUAAUUAUCCUUACUGUCAACCAUACAAUUCUUGUAAUGUUAGUACAGAGAAUUCAGUACUGCAUCAACUAACUAUUUUCAAAUUGAUGUAUUUUUUUUUACUCUCAACACUUAUCUGAUUGAUAUUGUAUUGCUAUUGUAAGGAGAAAUUAUCUUUUGGUCACUCACGGGAGUUAAAGGGUUAGAAGACUAAUAUUCAUCCAGUUUAUACAUAGUACUUGGGUAGAUGAUCUCUCUAAAACAAGCCAGAACAAAAAGCUCGGUAAUGUUUACAUAUUUUAUGCAGAUUUUCUCGCCUUCGACCUUUUUCCACUACUUAGAGACUCGGAAACUUUCGUCCUGCUUGCCAAAUAAAAAAAUUUAAAGACAUGUGUUUGUGUUGUAGACUCAUUUCUUCCACUACUGUAAAACAUUUGUCUGAUGUUAAAGCUAUAUUAAUUUAAAAAUUGAGCAAGUGCUGCUCAGUUUUUGAAAACUAAGGAUUAAAUCUAGAUAUUUCGCGUUAAAUUUUGAGGCUGUAGACAGAAAAAACAUUUUUUGAAGUGUAGAUUUACUUCACAACUGACUUUAAGACUGAAUGUUGAUAAAUCAUCUACCUUUCAUGCAAAUCCCUCCUAAUGGGCCAUUUUAUAGUCGUGUACUUAGUUGCCAAGCCUUUGAUUUGGAGUGAGGCUGAAGGUGACCUUGUUGUGAUAGAGACCAGUAUCUAGAAACAAUAAUAACAAAGUAGUUUGCAUUUAAAAAGCAGCAAUGUUUUUAUCAUAACAAGGUCAGCCUUUAUCAUCCCUCUUGUUCAGAGGCUUGGGAACCAAGCACGCAAAUGUUAAAAUGGACUAUUACAUAUCAAUAUGAUCAGAAACAUAAUCUUUUUUGUGUUUCCACAUUUAACCCUUAACAUAAAAAAAGAUUGACAAAAACAAUAGGAUCUUGUCGUCAUUAAGAAUUCAGUCUGUCAGAGAAGUGGGAGAUAAGUCCAUGGCGGAAAAAGAUCCUAUUAGUCAUGACCACGUUAGCGCAAGUUCAGGUGAUAUCAAGAAAGUCAUAGACUUCUAUAAUUGGGGAGAAGAAGCCAUAGAGUACUUAAACCUAUAUCUUAAAAAAGCUAAAGAAGUAGGAGACAAGCAUGGGGAGGGAAACACUUAUGGUAAUCUUGGCAAUGCUUAUCACCGUCUGGGUGAUUUAAAAAAAGCCAUAGAGUACCACAACCUACAUCUUAAAAUAGCUAAAGAAGUAGGAGACAAGCAUGGGGAGGGUGGUGCUUAUGGCAAUCUUGGCAAUGCUUAUCAGAGUCUGGGUGAUUUCAAAAAAGCCAUAGAGUACCACAACCUACAUCUUAAAAUAGCUAAAGAAGUAGGAGACAAGCAUGGGGAGGGUAAUGCUUAUGGCAAUCUUGGCAAUGCUUAUCACAGUCUGGGUGAUUUCAAAAAAGCCAUAGAGUACCACAACCUACAUCUUAAAAUAGCUAAAGAAGUAGGAGACAAGCAUGGGGAGGGUGGUGCUUAUGGCAAUCUUGGCAAUGCUUAUCACAGUCUGGGUGAUUUCAAAAAAGCCAUAGAGUACCACAACCUAGAUCUUAAAAUAGCUAAAGAAGUAGGAGACAAGCAUGGGGAGGGUGGUGCUUAUGGCAAUCUUGGCAAUGCUUAUGAUAGUCUGGGUGAUUUAAAAAAAGCCAUAGAGUACCACAACCUACAUCUUAAAAUAGCUAAAGAAGUAGGAGACAAGCAUGGGGAGGGUGGUGCUUAUGGCAAUCUUGGCAAUGCUUAUGAUAGUCUGGGUGAUUUAAAAAAAGCCAUAGAGUAUCACAACCUACAUCUUAAAAUAGCUAAAGAAGUAGGAGACAAGCAUGGGGAGGGUGGUGCUUAUGGCAAUCUUGGCAUUGCUUAUGGCAGUCUGGGUGAUUUCAAAAAAGCCAUAGAGUACCACAACCUAGAUCUUAAAAUAGCUAAAGAAGUAGGAGACAAGCAUGGGGAGGGUGGUGCUUAUGGCAAUCUUGGCAAUGCUUAUGACAGUCUGGGUGAUUUCAAAAAAGCCAUAGAGUACCACAACCUACAUCUUAAAAUAGCUAAAGAAGUAGGAGACAAGCAUGGGGAGGGUGGUGCUUAUGGCAAUCUUGGCAAUGCUUAUCACCGUCUGGGUGAUUUCAAAAAAGCCAUAGAGUACCACAACCUACAUCUUAAAAUAGCUAAAGAAGUAGGAGACAAGCAUGGGGAGGGUGAUGCUUAUGGCAAUCUUGGCAAUGCUUAUCAGAGUCUGGGUGAUUUAAAAAAAACCAUAGAGUACUACAACCUACAUCUUAAAAUAACUAAAGAAGUAGGAGACAAGCAUGGGGAGGGUGCUAGUUAUGGCAAUCUUGGCAGUGCUUAUCGCUGUCUGGGUGAUUUAAAAAAAGCCAGAGAGUACCUCAACCUACAUCUUAAAAUAUCUAAAGAAGUAGGAGACAAAUCCAUGGAGGCAAUGGCCUACUGUUCAUUAGGAUGCGUUUCUGAGUUGCAAGGUGAACUGCCAAAAGCCGUUGAACAUUACCAAGCUAGCAUAAGCUUAUUCAAUUCCUUGAGAGUACUUCUAAAAUCUAAAGAUGAGUGGAAAGUUAAUUUUCGGAAUCAGCAUCAAAUGGCGUAUACGGGUUUGUGGAGAGUUCUCGUAGAACAAGGUAAGGUAUAUGAAGCCUUAUUUGUUGCUGAGAAAGGACGAUCUCAAGCUCUAACCGACCUCAUGGAAUCCAGGUUUUGUGGUGGAACAAGUCACCACAAGGGAGAAGAUGAAGAUUGCGCAGUUUUAAAAAACGUUCCAUCAAACACUGUCUUUCAGGCAGUGGACAAAGCUAACGUCAAUCUUUGGGUUGUGUCCGAAGGAAAACAAGUUCAGUUAAGACAAAGUAAACUCAAAGGUUUUGUUUCAGAGAAUAGUGGAUCUAGCCAGUCCUUUGAGUCGUUCAUGCUCGGUGUCUAUACACAACUUGGUGUUCGUUCUAAUGUGAGAUGCGAGAAUCGAUCUUUAGAUGCUUUGAGGGAGGGCCGUUCAAAAGUGGAUGAGAAAACCAUAGAAGCCAACCCUCAACCUCACUUCCAACAAGACGGAUGCUUGAGCACUUUGUAUGAUAUCGUUAUGAAGCCGGUGGCUGACUUGAUUCAAGGGGAUGAGCUACUCAUUAUUCCUGAUGGACCCCUGUGGAUCGCUCCUUACGCUGCAUUGAAGGAUGGUAAUUCUAAAUACCUAUGUGAAUCGUUCACAAUCCGAGUCGCUCCAUCGUUAGCAAGUCUUAGACUCAUUGCCGAUUGCCCAGAUGAUUAUCACAAAAGCAGUGAUGCGUUACUUGUAGGAGAUCCUUGGGUAUCCGAGGUUACUAACAGCGAGGGAGAGAAAGUCCUCGAACAGCUUCCGUGUGCUAAAGAAGAAGUAGAAAUGAUCGGAGAAAUUCUGAAUAUCACGCCAAUCACUGGCAGAAAAGCCACGAAACGCGAGGUGUUGAAAAGACUCAGUUCCGUUUCCUUAGUUCACUUUGCAGCACACGGAUGUAUGGAAACUGGCGAAAUUGCUCUUACACCUGACCCAGACCGAAUAUCUACUGUGCCUACCAAGAAAGAGGAUUACAUUUUAACGAUUGGAGAUGUGUUGAAUGUUCAACUUCGUGCUAAACUUGUUGUGCUCAGUUGCUGCCACAGUGGUCGGGGCGAGAUCAAGGCUGAAGGUGUGGUUGGCAUUGCACGCGCUUUUAUGGGGGCUGGUGCUCGGUCUGUUGUGGUGUCCCUGUGGGCGAUUGAUGACGAGGCUACUCUCGAGUUCAUGAAAUGCUUUUAUCAACACCUUGCAGAAGGUAAAUCUACAAGCAAGUCACUGAACCUGGCCAUGAAAAGCCUCAGAGAAUCAGAUGAGUUCCGCGACAUCAUAUACUGGGCGCCCUUUUUGCUGAUUGGAGAUGACCUC